Messenger RNA from Prunus mume (Japanese apricot), 5199 nucleotides. The record is from RefSeq and is a predicted model, not a curated record. NCBI's taxonomy places the organism in Eukaryota, Viridiplantae, Streptophyta, Magnoliopsida, Rosales, Rosaceae.
AAAGACAUUUGAAAUUCCAACGUAAGCACACUGUCCUUUCCUUUUUUUAUUGCAUUCUUUCUUCCUUUCUUCGCAGCGUUCUUCUCACUAAGGAGGUUGAAGUUUCAGCAAACUUUCUCGCAGCUUUCCUCUCUCAUAAGAUGCUUUUCUUAUUAAAAUAAAAGAAACCAAGAGGCCAUUCCCUUCCCAGCUCUUUGAUCAACCUGUUUCGUUCUCAUGUAUGCAAUCAAAUAACCUGCAUUCAAUGACGUACGAUGUGUUUCUGAGUUUCAGAGGCGAGGACACGCGGUUCAACUUUAUUGAUCAUCUGCACAUCAAUUUGACUCAGAAGGGAAUUAGAACCUUCAGAGAUGAUGCUCUUAAGAGAGGGGAAGAAAUAUCGCCGGCGCUUCUCAGAGCAAUCAAAGAUUCGAAGAGUUCUGUCAUCAUAUUUUCCGAAAACUAUGCGUCUUCAAAGUGGUGUUUGGAUGAACUCGUCAAGAUCCUUGACAGUAAAGAAUCAAGGGAACAAAUAGUUUGGCCUAUUUUUUACAAGGUGAAUCCGUCGGAUGUACGGAAUCAAAAGGGAAGUUUCGGUCAGGCAUUUGCAGACUAUGAAGGUGAGUUCAAAGAUGACAUGGAGAAGGUGCAAAGAUGGAGGAGAGCUCUUACGAAAGCGGCCAAUCUGUCCGGGUGGUGUUUCUCCAACGGGCAUGAAGCAAAAUUUAUCCACAACAUUGUUGAAGAGAUUUCAAUACAAGUAUUAAACCAUAAUUAUUUGAAUGUAGCGAAAUACCCAGUUGGAAUAGAGUCUCGUGUACACGAGAUAAGUAAGCUUUUGGGUGUUGGGGGAAAUGAUGUUCGCAUGGUAGGGAUAUGGGGAACUGGUGGAAUAGGUAAGACAACAAUUGCUAAAGCUGUUUAUAAUUCCACUGCCCAUAUGUUUGAAGGUAGCUGUUUUCUAGAAGAUGUUAGAGAAAGAUCAAUGCCAUAUGGAGGCUUAGUAGAACUACAAAAUAUUAUUCUUUCUGAGAUUCUAGGGGUGAAAGAAGUAAAGGUGACCAAUGUUGACAAAGGAGUCAAUGUGAUAAAGAAAAUGUUGAAUGGUAGGAAGCUUCUCUUAGUUCUUGAUGAUGUGAAUAAAUUGGACCAAUUAAACAAGUUAGUUGGAGGGUCUGAUUGGUUUGGUGCAGGCAGCAGAAUUGUACUAACGACAAGAGAUAAGCAUUUACUAAUUGCACAUCAAGUCAAUCUAAUGUAUGAGGUUGAGAAGUUAGACCAUUAUGAAUCUUUAAAGCUUUUCACCAGCUGGAAUUCAUUUUCAAGAAAUGGACACUUAGAUGGUGAUUAUGUGAAACUUGCAAACAAUGUAGUAGACUAUGCUCAAGGUCUUCCAUUAGCUCUUAUGGUUUUAGGUUCACAUCUAUGUGGUAGAAGUAUUGAUCAAUGGAAAUGUGCAUUAGAUGGUUACAGAAGAGUGCCUAACCAGGAGAUUCAAGACAUUCUCAAAAUAAGUUAUAGUGCACUAGACGAUGCGGUGAAGGAAGUUUUCCUUGACAUUGCAUGCUUCUUUAAAGGCGUAGGCAAGGACUAUGUGAUUGAAAUACUAGAAGGUUGUGACCUAAACCCUAAGUAUGAUCUUGAAGUACUCGUGGAAAAGGCUCUUAUAAAUAUUACGGAAGAAGGCAGGAUUUGGAUGCAUGACUUGAUAGAAGAAAUGGGUAAAGAAGUAGUUUGCCAAGAGUCGCCAACUGAGCCUGGAAAGCGUAGUAGGUUGUGGUUUCACGAGGAUGUUAACCAUGUUUUAACUGAAAAUACAGGAACAGAUAAGAUCAAAGGUAUCAUGGUGAAGUUGCCUGCUGGCCUUGAGUCAGAUGAGAUAUGCUUGAAUGCUAAAAGCUUCUCAAAGAUGAAAAAUCUUCGAAUUCUUUUAAAUCGUAAUGCACGCUUAUCUGGAGAAGUUGAUUAUCUUCCCAAUGAGUUGCGGCUCCUCAGGUGGCCUGAAUAUCCAUUACAAUCUUUGCCAGCAAAUUUUCAUCCAAAGAAACUUGUUGGUCUUACUAUGCCUCGUAGCCGCAUUUUACGACUGGAUUUGGAAUUGAAGAGUUUGAAAUUUAUAAAUGUGGAGAACAGCAAAUUCCUGACAAAAACCCCUAACUUCUCUGGAGUCCCAAAUUUAGAGAAGUUGAAUCUAAACUAUUGUACAAGUUUAGUUGAGCUUCAUCCUUCUGUUGGAUUCCUUCAUAAGCUUGUUAAGUUGAGUCUUACCGGAUGCCGUAGUCUUACUCUGUUUCCAAGAAUUGUCAACUUGAAAUCUCUGCUGAAGUUGAAUCUUGAAGGCUGCAUAAGUCUUGAGAAUUUCCCUGAAAUUAUGGGAAAGAUGGAAUCUUUGACAUACCUGGAUCUAUCGAAGACUUCCAUCAAAGAAUUGCCUUCAUCAUCAAUUCGACAUUUUACUAGUCUCAAGACGUUGUAUCUAACCGGAUGUGAAAAGCUUACAAAUCUUCCAUGCAGCAUUUAUGAAUUGCAGCAUCUAGUGGAAAUUUCUUUGAGUAAAUGCUCAAAAUUGGUUACAUUUCCUAAAAUGGUGAAGUCUGAAGAUUCAAGGACUGCAGAAUCACUUGUGACUCUUCACAGAGGCAAUUUAGUGUUUCCCAAGCUAUCUAAAUUCAAUGUGGGGGGAUCUAAUAUUUCAGAAAUUACCAAUUUUCUUUUGACUCUUGAUUGCAUGGCCACAUUAACAAGACUUGAUCUAUCAGGAAGCAAUUUCAUUAGUCUGCCUGCAUGCAUUAUCAACUUUGUCAACUUGCAUGAACUUCGGUUGGUUGGUUGCAAGAGACUUAGAGAAAUUCCGGAACUUCCCCAAGAAAUGGAAGUUUUAGAUGUGAGUGAUUGUGUAUCAUUGGAAAGAGUUUCAAAUUUGUCCAACAUUUUGGAACGUAAAGAGUCUCAAAUGAUCUCUGAAAUGAACUUGACUAAAUGUUGGAGACUGCGUAACAAUCUGGUUCGCUUUGCAAAGAAGAAAAAUAUGUUCAUAAAUCAGGUCAAUCUCUUCUCCCUCUUUCUCUCGUCUCAGCAAUCUUAUGUCGAGGUUGUAUUUCCAGGAAGUGGAAUUCCAAAGUGGUUCAGUUGUUGUCAGGAGUUGAAGGAUCUUCGCGAAUGUGCAUUCUCCAUUAAAAUCCCUCAAAACUUCAAAUUUGAGAACAAAGGAUUGGCUGUCUGUGCUUUUCUUGAAAAAACCAAAAAUAGGUUCCAUUUUGACACUAAGCCCAAACUUAACAUCAGGGAUUUUUCUAUUGAUAUUUACUUAGAUGAACGACGCACUGAUAAUACACAUUCUACAGGGAAAGGGUCAACUGUAGUAUGGCUGUGGUAUAUUCCAUUCUUUGUAAUAAUGUCGGUCAGGGAAUCCUUAUGGGAGUACGAAUGCAUGAAAGGAAGAGCGAAAAGCUCAUGGGUGAUGCCACCUUAUUUGCCUACACUUCGAGUUCAUUUUGUGCGCAUUAGCAAAGCUGUGAAAAGCUGCGGAGUCCACCUAGUAAUGCCACCAGGAUGAAAACGUCAGUAUGGAGGCAUGGGUGCGUCCUUGAAGAUACCAGCAUACCAACUGAUCAAUCCUCCAAAGCGUAAGACCAGUAGCCUUGAAAUGUGAUUGGGAUGCUAAGGAUUUGCAUCCUUCUUACAAGAUGACAUUCUCAAGCCUGCGGUUUUGCUCUUAUUAAAGAUGAGAUAAGAGGGAGAAGACUGGUCUGCACCUUAUUGUUUCAGAGUAGAUGGUGCCCGCUAGGGAAUAAAGUUAUACCUCCCGAGUAAUAUUAUUUAAAGCUUCAAGCCUCAACCUGCUACUCUCCCAGCAAUUGUGGCAUGGAAAUCUCUCCCUGAGUCUCUGAUCACUUAGUGUUCUGGUGCCUGCUAUUCCUGAUGGCAAGAUUUUCUAGUCAGUGACGCGAGGUUUUUAAAUUUUGAUGCACAACACAUCAACAGUAGUUUAUAAAGUUUUCCUUAAAAAAAGAGCUUUCCAUCAGCUUGUUAAGCUCUUUGACAUGUAGGCCUCACUGAAAGCUGUGGUGGAUGUCUUACGUCUAUUGGCAAUGUUUUUCCCAUGAUGGGAACUGUGGGUGUCCCCAUGACAACUAUUGAAACAGGGCUUGAGUCAGUGCCAGAAAUGGGAUAUGAUGCAUUUUCCAGUGUGUCACGUGGAGAGAUUCGCCUGAGAGGAAAAUCCUUGUUUUCUGGUUACCACAAGCGACAAGAUCUGACAGAGGAAGUCCUUAUUGAUGGCUUGUCAAGAUGUCACCACUGUUCAUUAAAAUGUGGUAUUUCUUGACUUUGAGUGGACUGCUGGUGACAUUGGAGAAUUGCAGCCUAAUGGAGCAAUGAAAAUUAUAGAUAGGAAAAAGAAUAUAUUUAAACUGUCUCAAGGUGAAUAUGUUGCUGUGGAAAACAUUGAAAGCAAAUCCCUGCAAUGCCCUCUUAUCACAUCGAUUUGGGUUUAUGGGAACAGCUUUGAGUCGUUUCUUGUUGCUGUGGUGGUCGCUGACAGAAAGGCAUUGGAGGAUUGGGCAGCGGAGCAUCAUUUGACCGAUGAUUUUAAAUCAUUAUGAGCUCAAUAGUGUUGGUCAGAAGCAGCAAGUAUGUAGCUUCGAGGUUUUGAGCUGUUAAAAGCAGUUCACUUGGAACCAAAUCCCUUUGAAAUGGAUAGGGAUCUUAUAACUCCAACAUUCAAACUGAAGAGACCACACCUACUUAAAUAUUACAAGUGAAGCAAAGGAAGCAAGGGUAUGACAGCAAUGUCGAAAGUCAGAAGCUACUGGAGAAAAUCUUUUUACCACAAUUUCCCAAAGAUGUGAUUGCUGACAGUGGGCAGGUGCUACCCACAAAGACUCUGGAUUCGGAUCCCUGUGAGUCCGUCUAAGUUAGUUUGUGUAUAAAUAUUAAAUAAAGAUAAUAUGAAAAGUUCUGGUUUGAGAACCAUAUAUGUAUUUGUCCCAAUGUCAGUUAUUUGUGCUUGCAAAUACACACAGAAUUGCUAUAUUCAUUCACUCUUCCAGUAUGAAUGUCAGAUAUCAUAUUUGACAAGAAACGAUUUGCUUCCCAAACCAUUUGUAUGGAAGUUAAAGACCAUAAAGAAUUAAUGGCUACUUUACUUCUGAUCUCUCAGGUACCAAUUGCUUGUCUACAUUGCUAUAACCCCAAAAUCAAUGAUGAACUGAUUCUCAA